Temnothorax curvispinosus is the source of this 1935-nucleotide messenger RNA. Its product is annotated as DNA damage-regulated autophagy modulator protein 1-like. NCBI's taxonomy places the organism in Eukaryota, Metazoa, Arthropoda, Insecta, Hymenoptera, Formicidae. The transcript is spliced from 7 exons. The record is from RefSeq and is a predicted model, not a curated record. The coding region runs from base 113 to 904 and encodes 263 amino acids.
GUCGCUACAAGACGCCUCACGAUCAAAUGCCCUCGUGACAUGAAUCGUGACGGUAUAUUUUUAGAAAAAAAUUUACGCGAAAUCUUCAAGCGCUGAGGACGACCAAACGAGGAUGGCAUAUGGAAAAUUGCAUGUACUACCAUUAAGUCUGUUCAUUUUAAUCCCGGUGACAUUCGUCAUUACAUACACCAUAUCGGUGCAAUGGGACCAUGUGGUGCCUGGAUUCCCUUAUAUAUCGGAGACCGGCACAUUGUCACCAGAAUCCUGCAUAUUCGCGCAAUGCCUGAACAUCGCGGCUCUUUUACUCGGAUGCUGCGUUUACAUCAGGCAUCGACAAGUACUGCAAUGGCAGACAGAGAGAGGCCGCGAUCUCGUAGACAAAAGACUUGUCAUGGCGACAACAUGCUGCGGUAUCCUCGCUUGCUUCGGUCUCGAUAUACUCGCCAAUUUUCAAGAAGCCCGCGUAAUCGCCGCUCACAUGGUGGGAGCGAUGACUUGCUUCUCUGCCGGCACUCUCUAUUUCUGUCUUCAGACAUAUCUAAGCUACAAGAUGGUACCAGCCAUGAACGGAAUAAUUGUUGUUUAUCUGCGCGCAAUUCUCUCGGGUCUCACGAUGAUACUGACAAUCGCUACGAUCGUUCCUGGCUAUAUCUCAAUGUCUGAAUUUCAAGGUAACGAUUACAAAAAAUGGCUACCGGCGGAUGGUGGUUGGGGCUGGCACGUCGCGAGCACUAUAUGCGAAUGGAUUCUUGCGAUCGUCUAUUGCGCGUUUCUCCUUACUUUCGUUCCAGACUUCCGAUUAAUUAACUUUGAAGACCCCGUUGUUACGCUAAUGUAUUUGGAUAAAAUUGAGAGCACGAUAACCUCAGACAAAACUGAAGCAACCACUCCACAAGAUACGUAGAUUUUUUCCCAUAGUGAUCUGUCAAAAGUUUUCUACUUUAGCUAUAGUUAGAGUCCGAUUCACCCUACUAAUAUAUAUUGUAUCUCUGACGAUCAUCGCAGAUUUUCUCGAAAAGAAAGCAAUAAAAUUAGAGAGAUUAACAAGCAGAACGUAACAUACGUAUAGGGUGUCCCAUCAGAUUUUUCUAUACAAACUUUAAUAGUAAGUAUGUUCUAUGAGCAGAGAGAGAUAAGAAAAAAAAUGUUAUAUAAAAAUAAGUCUCAAAAUGCUUUAUUGGAAAGUUAUAGAAAAAUUAAGUUUGAAUAUUGAAAAAAUAAUAACGGUUUUGCCAUAAGUGUGACACGCCGUUCGAUUAUGUUUAUCUUAUCUGUUUCUUCUAGUCUGCAUCCUUACUAUUUGAAAUGAUUAAAAUGAUUAAAGGUGAUUAUAAAAACUUGUAUGAAUAUUAGUAACGAGAGCAGUACCUUGUAGAACAUUAUCCCAAAAUGCCGCGAGUUUUUACAAACAAAGAAUACACGGAUAUUUAUUUUGUGUAUGGUUUAUGUGCAGGGAAUCCGAGGGCUUCCGUUUAUCAAUGAUUCUCUAACAGAAGAGUGCAGUUGAAUCAACAAUCUUUAUCAAUGUUUAUUUGCAAUUACACUUGAUGGAUUCAAAUUCCUAGGAUUCAAUAUUAAAUUCAAUAUUACAUAGAUGGAUGUAUAGCUUGUAUUGAAAUAGGCACUUUGAAAUGCAAACUUAAGUGAAAUUGUUUUUUAUACAUUUCGUAUUUUUGUUAUAAACUAAUAAAGCAUUUUGGGACCGAUAUUUAUAUAACAUUUUUUUUAUUUCUGCUCACAAAACAUACUGCUAGUACAGAAAAACCUGCAACACUCUGUAUAUUGCAGAGAGUGUAAAGAAAAAAGAGCAAUAAUAAUUAAUCUGUUAUGACAAAAAACUAAAAUCGACAUAAAUCUUCGCUUGAUUCUUACGGUUAUGAAAAAAUGAGACACACAAAAGCAUAUUUAAGGACGUAAAGCUAUGAAUAAAAGAAA